UUGAUAUUUCACAUUGUCUUGUCAAUUCAAAUAACAAUCUGGUGACAAGCGAGCAAAAAUACCUUCUCUCCCUCCGUAUUCCAUCGUAGUUGUUUAAACGUCACCGAUAUAAAUUAAGUGAAAUUCAAGCAGACGCGAAAAACUAAGUUGGUAACUGAGCCAUUGAUUCGCCCAGUGCCUAUUGCGUUGUUCACCAGAGAGGGUUCAGGUCCAAGUUUUCCAUUUGCAUUAUCUUCAUCUCUCGUCCGCUUCUCUCCAAUAUCGUCCAGUUCGUUACUGCCACUCGCGAAUGGAGGCAGCGUCGAAAGCUUGGCCGGAGGUAGGCCUGAGCACUACGUCGGGCGAGCAGCUUCCCCUUGUGCAAUCCGCAGGUGAAGUGAAACCCUUGCUUCAUGCAGGCUUUUGUUCAGCUCACGGUGGCUUCCGGUUCUUCUGGUGUGCUACGUGCAGAACCUGGCUCUGCCGGGAGUGUACUGUAGUGGAUCACCCCAACGACCUGUGCGAGGUCCUUUCCUUGAAGGAGGCCGUCAGCACCUUCCAGAGAGAGGAGGAGGACGCCGUAGUUCAGCUGAAACUCCGUCGCUUGCACACGUUCUCCCUGAUCAGGAAGGGCGACGAAUUAAAAGCCGCCGUCCAGCGAAUUCUGAAGGUUCACGGAGACCUGAUGGAAGACCUUCAGAAGGAACAAGAAACACUGGAAGCUUUCCUUGAAAGAAAGGAAGAAAAGACUCCUGAUCUAGAAAGCGUCUUGCUAGGCUUGGCUGAAGAAUCUGAGGAGAGAGAGGAUUCCGAAGAAUCUGAGGAGAGCGAGGAUUCCGAAGACUCUGCAGCAGAGAACAGGAAGGACAGAGCUGCCAGGUCUCGGCAGACUUUAGAAGUUUGGUACCAGAACCAUAAGGAACGGAUGAUUCGACUGACCAAAUGCCUAGAGGCCAAACACACCAGGAAGAUGGAAAAGAUCCAUUUCUCCAUCUCGGCGCUCCAGCGGUUGAACAUCAUGGCGGCUUCAAAACCAGAAAAAAAUUCCUUGAAUUGGAAAAGGCUGACUCAGAGGAAUCUGACACUGAAAUCAUUGAGAGAGGUUUUGGCUGAAGAUCCAGACAUGUUUGAAAGAGGCUUAAUACUUCAGCUGUCCUCGGGUACAUUCUUUCUUAGAGAUGUUUGCCGAGCUUUUGGAGAGGACAACAUUAAGUGUAUAGAGCAAACAUAUAAUAAUAUCUUUAUCAUGACAGUAAAGAACACGACGGUUAGAGAUCACAUAGCUACGACAUUCAAAUCAAUCGAGUUCAGUGGUCGGAGCAAUGCAAAAACUUUGAUUCCGACAAACAGCGCAAUCUAUAACCUACACAACGUGGCUCCUACUUCAGCCUGUGUGAAGGGCAUCCUGACGGGGAUCCCAACCUUCCUGUCUUCAAGAAAUCUCGACGGGCUGCAUAGGGCAUUGUCAGACGCUUUUCCUCUCUUAGAGAAGGUCGAGUUGCUUCCCUUGGCGUGGGAGAAGGCGGACAUACAGAGCGGAAAGUUGGCCCUGACGUCUGAGACAGAGGAUCUUGAAGCCCUUGACAGCUUCUUCCAAAGUUGCGACAGGGAAGUUGACUUCAGCAAUUUUACGGGGAAAUUGACAAAUAUAAAGGCCGAGUCCCAGAUCAAGGAAGUUUUGUUGCCGGAAAAACCUUUUGAACAAGGUUUUUCAUUUAAGAGUUGGUGUUGGUAACAAAAAAUAUAUAUUGUGAACACAUUUAUAUACAUGCCUAAUUAUUGAUUUUAUAAAAUGUGUUGAUUCAAUGGGUACUUAGCACGCAUAUCAGAAGAGAAGAAAAGUUGGUGAUUUUAGUGUAAUUAUCUUUAUUACUGAUUAUUUUUAAAUAUAUUGUCUUAACCUUUCUAUAGUAAUCCUAAAUAUUUUUUUUUUUUUUCUCAGCACAAUUUACUGCAUUGUUUAAUAUUUCUAAUUUCAUGUAUUUUGCAUAUAGUUGUUCUUUGUGAAUUUCUUACAGAUCCGUGGGGGAGCAAAGGGCGAUCUGUGGGCAUUCAUCAAGUUUGGGGGAAAUUCUAUGUAAGCUACCAAGUUUGUCAAAAAUAGUUGUUAGUUCCAUAAAAAAGUAAUAAUCAUGGAAAUGAUGAGUCGGUUGGUGCUUGAGUUCACUUCAUGUUUGUCAUGAAGUGAAGGUACUCGUGAAUGGUGGUUUAGUCUCGUGGGAUCUCAGGAUCUCGUUGCAAUGUAUGGCAGUCCAAUGCUUAUUGUUGGCGAUUCAUUUGUCCAAAUUUUCGGAUGAAAUCCUGCCUAAGCAUGAAACUUGUGGACCAUGGUUAUUCCUUGUGAAGAAAUGAACUUUGGUGAUGAGCUCGCCACCUAUGCAGUUACGUAUUUGUUUGAUUGUUUUUUGGUAAAUGAAGCUCAGAGCAAGUAUGUUAAGAAGAGGUACAGAACUUUUGUACCUGAACUCGUACGUCGAGGUCCGAUAUGAUUACCGAAAAGUGUAGACAUUCUUCUAAUGCCUAAAAAAAUGUCCAUCCAAUGCCACGUCCCAGACAAAAGACUCUGUUGGUUGUAAGGUAUAGGUCGGCUUUUAAAGAGCUAGAGCCGUGCUUUUUAGCCUUUUUAGAGUCACGGACCCUUUUAGGAAUGUGGUGAAAGCUAUGACCCCCCUCCCUCAGAAAUAUUCUCUGUAAUACAACUUGGCAAUAUGUAAUAUCUAUUGGAAUUGAUAUGAGAUACACAAAGUAUUAUUAUACUUUAAGGUAAACAGUAAAACGAAAAAAACACUAAUAUAAAUUUUAGAUUUUAUCUGAACCUCACGAACCCAUUAAACCCAGGUGGACCCCUGGCGGACCCCAGGUGAAAGACCCCUUAGCUAGAGGAACUUGGAAAAUGAAUGGAAUGUCAAAAGACGUCAGCACUGGUCCAAAAGUUGCCAAGGUCAUGUGAUCGAUGUUUGGGCCGAUGUGAAUGAAAAGAAGGAUUUGAGUGUGGUUUGUAAGUUGUCAAAUGAAUAUGCAAUUCCAUGGAAUGUCUUUGUAUACAUUUAAUCAUUGUAAUGAUAAAAUAAACUUAAAGCGAGA
This is a messenger RNA of Penaeus chinensis, 3063 nucleotides long. RefSeq lists its product as uncharacterized. The record is from RefSeq and is a predicted model, not a curated record. Bases 290 to 1714 code for a protein of 474 amino acids. Lineage: Eukaryota; Metazoa; Arthropoda; Malacostraca; Decapoda; Penaeidae. The transcript has 4 exons.